ACUUCCUUUUCCUAUCUGCAGACCGCUAGUAGCUUCUGCAGCGUCAGCUUCCUCUCCUGACUCCCAGUGGCUCCUGAGACUCAAUCUCCAACUCCGCUCCUAAGCCAUGAGACCCCAGCGGCUCCAGCAUCCCUCUCCCGGGGGCUCCCUGGCGCGGCUGCUGCUUCUCCUGGUGCUGCCAGGGGCUGCGCAGGGCUCGUUUGAGGUAAGCGUUUCGCCGGAAGCUCCCAUGGUGGAGCACGGAGGGUCUGUCUGGAUAAACUGCAGCACCACGUGUCAGGAUCCUGGAGCCAGGGGUGGCCUGGAGACCUCGCUCAUCAAAACCGGUAGUAAAAGUGGACCUGGGUGGGCGGCCUUUCUCCUCGUCGCUAUCACAGAGUGGGUGUCGGCCCCUCAGUGCUACUUCACCUGCAAGGGAGAUACGAAGGUGGCAGCUGCAAACAUCUCCUCUUAUUGGGUGCCGGAGCGGGUGGUGCUGGAGCCACUCCCCAAGAUGGAGCUGGGACGGGCCUAUAACCUGACGUGCUGGGUUCUGAACGUGGCUCCCGUCACGCACCUCACCGUGACUCUCCGCCAGGGGGGACGGACCCUGCACACGGAGACCUUCCAGAACCAUACCGGGACCGGACCCAACGACAUCCCAGUGACCCAUGAGAUCACCCCUCGGCGCUGGGACCACGGGCAGGAGAUCACCUGCCACGCAGCCCUAGACCUGACGCCGCACGGGCCCCACUUCGAAAACAGCUCCUCUGCGGUGGAACUCAAGGUUUAUGAUCUCCCAGAGGAGCCCCAGCUCCUAACCUCCCUCUAUAUCGAGGUGGGCACCAGGGCGACCGCCCGCUGUCGGGUAGCCGGGGUCUUCCCCAGUGCAGGAGAGGCCCGGUUCACCCUGUCCUUUGGGGGAGAGAGUCUGAACUUCACUGUCACCACGUCGGGCGACACGGCCACCGCCCAGGGCGAGGUUUGGUCCCCGUUCCUGGGACAGCGCGAGCUGAACUGCACCGUGACCAUGGGGCCCGUGUUCAGAUCCGCAGGACAGAGCGUUCGCAUUUACAGUCUCCCCAAGCCUGUCCUGGAGGUAACUGAGUCCCGGACCCUCGUUAACAGCAGCGUGACCGUUACGUGCCGUUCUCCUGAGGCCGAGCCCCUGGGCGUCCUGCUCCAGCUCAGAGAUGCCAAGGGAGUCCUGGUCCCCAGCGCCCCCGCCCAGCCCCCUGUGCAGUUCCAGCUGACGGCUGGCGAGGAAGACGACGGGAGGGAGUUCACGUGUGAAGCAAGGCCUCACUCAGGCAUCCCGGCUGUGAAACACACGUCCGCCAGGCUCACUGUCCUCUAUGGGCCCAGGAUGGACGACUCCGGCUGCCCCAGGGAGUGGAUCUGGAAGGAGGGGACGGAGCAAAACUUCUCCUGCCUGGCCCGGGGGAACCCAGCGCCAGCCGUGGAGUGCACGAAGGAUGGGGUGUCCGUCUGCAUCGGGGUGCAGCGGCAGGUCAGGAGAGAGGAUGCUGGGACCUACCACUGCAAAGCAUCCAACCAGCAUGGCUCAGCCAGCCGGGAUGUGACCGUCCAGGUGGAGUACUUCCACGUCCUGCCGUUGGUCCUGGGGCUGGUAGGUGCGGCUGCUGCUGGGGCCGGACUAGCCGUGUGGGGCUACAUGUACUAUCGCUCCAAGAGAAUCCGCAAGUACCGCCUGAGACAGCAGCAGGCCAAGCUUGUCGAGCAGGGCAAGCCGGCCGAGCAGAGGAGCCUGAACGGGGCUGCCCAGAGCCCACCGGAUGUGGAGCACAGUGUCUAGCCUGGAGUGCAGGACCCAGAGCCCUGGGGCUCCUGGCUGCUGCUUUACCCCUUCGCCGGCGGGGCGGUCCCGUUAACCCUUGGGCUGCUGGGCAGUGCCAAGAGCCUGGCGGUUCAUGGCAUCUGCUCUGCCAGCCCGGGGCCCUCCCUUGCACACACCAGCUGCUCUCUGGAGAGGGAGGGAGGUGCCCGGCGCUGGGAAGACACCCCAGGACGUCCAGGGCUGGAAUCUCCCAUGUCCUUGGCCAGAGGGACGUCUGGCUGCAGCUGAGCUCUACCCUGCUGGGGAAGCAGGUGGCUGGGAGACCCCAGGCCCAGCAGGAAACACUAAGUCGGAACAGUUGUGCCGAGAGGGGAAUGGUGUUAACAGCCACCUCUAACCACUUCUGCUAGUGAUGGGGAAGGCGCCUCCGAGCCGCACACGAGCUCUGCCCCAGCUGGGGAGGCGGCCGCCCGGCGCACGUGCGAAUGGAUCCACAGGAUCACUAUGAAAACGGUUCGACACUAACCAGACGGGCUUUGGGAUCGCCGGGUCUGUGCAACUGAGACGGGCCGGGGGGUCCGUUCUCGGAUCAGCUGAAUUGCAAGACCCUACGUCUUCCCUCACCCCCCUGUAUCCCCAGCCACGGAGCAGACUCAGGGAUACCAGGUCUCCCUCUCUUGUGGGGCUGAGCUGGGCACGGCAUGACAAGGACCAGGAUCUGUGCUCCUCGGGCCAGGAGAGGGGAGGGGGUCAAUGACGUUGUGACAAAAUGGGAAUGUUCUUGAUGUGUUUGAAUGCUGAGUGG
Messenger RNA from Gopherus evgoodei (Goodes thornscrub tortoise), 2582 nucleotides. Its product is annotated as intercellular adhesion molecule 5-like. The transcript is spliced from 8 exons. The record is from RefSeq and is a predicted model, not a curated record. Gene Ontology annotation, cellular component: membrane. The coding region runs from base 107 to 1795 and encodes 562 amino acids. Gene Ontology annotation, molecular function: integrin binding. Gene Ontology annotation, biological process: cell-cell adhesion. NCBI's taxonomy places the organism in Eukaryota, Metazoa, Chordata, Testudines, Testudinidae.